Messenger RNA from Harpegnathos saltator (Jerdon's jumping ant), 2629 nucleotides. It is a transcript of the gene RIOK2, whose product is annotated as RIO kinase 2. The coding region runs from base 153 to 1853 and encodes 566 amino acids. Gene Ontology annotation, cellular component: nucleus; cytosol; preribosome, small subunit precursor. Gene Ontology annotation, biological process: maturation of SSU-rRNA; protein phosphorylation. The transcript is spliced from 5 exons. Gene Ontology annotation, molecular function: protein serine/threonine kinase activity; ATP binding. The record is from RefSeq and is a predicted model, not a curated record. NCBI's taxonomy places the organism in Eukaryota, Metazoa, Arthropoda, Insecta, Hymenoptera, Formicidae.
UACAUGUGUAAACGUUAGGUAGCGUGUUCAAACGUGCGUGAGGCGAGUCGAUAGACGUGAGCGAAUAAUUGAACAAAUUGAAUUUUUUAACGGGUAAUCGGUUGAAAUUAUAUUUACAUUAUUGUCUUUUCGUUUGCGAGCCGAAAUCGAAAAUGGGAAAAUUGGACGUCACAAUGUUGCAGUAUUUAACUUAUGAUGACUUUCGCGUGUUAACAGCGAUCGAAAUGGGUAUGAAGAAUCAUGAACUUGUAUCUGCACCGCUUGCUGCGCAAAUAGCGCAUCUACACCAUGGUGGAGUCCAUAAAUUGCUAAGAGAUUUGUGUAAACACAAACUACUCAGCUACGAACGAGGAAAGAGAUAUGAUGGUUAUCGUUUGACAAAUGCGGGCUACGACUACUUGGCCUUGAACGCCUUGACAAAAAAAGGCACAAUAGCUUCCUUCGGCAAUGAAAUUGGUGUUGGCAAGGAAUCCAAUAUUUAUGUUGUUGCUGAUGAUGAGCAAACUUAUUUGUGUUUAAAACUACACAGACUUGGUAGAACAUGCUUCCGAAAUAUAAAGAAAAACAGAGAUUAUUAUCAGCAUAGGCGUGCAGCAUCCUGGUUGUAUCUAUCAAGAAUUUCAGCUACCAGAGAGUUUGCAUAUAUGAAAGUACUUUUAAAUAGAGGAUUCCCUGUGCCAAAACCAAUUGCUCAUAACAGACAUUGUGUUGUCAUGGAGCUGAUUGAAGGUAGACCUCUGUGCAAUGUAAAGUACGAUGAAGUAGAUGAUGUGGAAGCAUUGUAUGACAACCUUAUGGAUUUAAUUGUGAGACUGGGAAAUCAUGGUGUUAUACAUGGAGACUUCAAUGAAUUUAACAUAAUGAUUAAAGAUGAUGGCAAGCCUGUUAUCAUUGAUUUUCCACAGAUGAUUUCCAUUGAGCAUACCAAUGCAGAAUUUUACUUUGAAAGGGAUGUGAAAUGCAUUCACUAUUUCUUUAAGAAACGUUUUGGUUAUGAAAGCGAAUUGUAUCCGACUUUCCAAGAUAUAUUACGCGAGGACGACAUAGACAUUGAAGUCAAAGCUAGUGGUUUGACAAAGCAGAUGGAAAAAUACCUCUUGGGAGAAAUAGGUUUUGAGAAUAAAGAGAAAAAUGAAAAAGAAGACGACAGUAGUGAAGAUGAAACGUACGAGGCCUGUAUCAAUCUUGAAACUCGAAUAAAAGAUUUACAAUUAAAAGUUACGGAUGUCAUGGAAACACGGUGUGACGUUUCAACAGUUGAAACGACGAUGAAAACAACAUUAAAUAAUGAUCACGAAUAUUCGGAGAAUAUAUCCGCGACAUCACAGUCCGAGAAAGAAAACGAUACAAAGAGUGAAUGCAAACUAAAUGACGAAACCGCAGCUGUAGGAAACGUAAGAACCGGCAAAAAACAUAACGAGACAGUGUUGCGUAUUUUACCAUCCAAAGUUGAUUCUUACGAUGAGCAAGAACAAAACGUCUCGAGUACUGAAGACGAAACAGCCUCUAACAAGGAUUGUUUCGCCACGCAAGAACAAAACGUCUCGAAUACUGAAGACGAAGCAGCCUCUAUCAAGGAUUGUUUCGAUACGCAAGAACAAAACGUUUCGAAUACUGAAGACAAAGCAGCGUCCAUCAAGGAUUGUUUCGAUACGCAAAGCAUAUGUAGCACCUCGACACGAUCUGGCACGAUCCCGCGGCACGAGGUAAGGAGAAGAUUGAAAUUGGAGCGCGAGAAACGCGAGAGGAAGAAUCAACGGAAAGUAGUGGCUAAGGGAGAAGCAAGCGCAGUAACGAGAAUACGAAGGGACAAUAGAGCUACGAUUAAAGAGUCCACGGGAAUAUGGGGGUGAAAGUGAACUAACGCUACGUAUCGACUUUGGUCGUUUGUUGUACAUUAUAUAUAUCACUACACAGUAAGGUAAUGUGUAAGAUAACACAUACAUAUAUACACAUUAUAAACAACUAUAGUUAGCCGUGGAUAAGCAAUGUUAUUUUUAAUUUUAACGACGAGUAAAGCCAGUUUACAAAAUUAACUAUAAGAAUGUCGUCAGCGGUCUAGGGUUAACGGUAUAUCUUUGGUAUAUAUAACUUGAUACAAAAAAUAUACACAUUUCCACAGAGAUAUCACAGAGAUCUCCAAAGAGAGAGAGAGAGAGAGAGAGAGAGAUGUUUUUUGUUUGCAACGUAUUUAUAUAACUCUUGUUUGCGUAAUAUGUUGUCGCAGUCGAGUUUACAGGAUUUACGUAAUUGCAACUUGUGUUUGCAACUUGUGUUUGCUCUUUUGACAUUACCGUUUAUGUUGUGUGUUAUUGAGAUCCCAUGAAAAUUUAGCUGCACAUAGAUAAGAUAGCAGACGCGUCGUAAAGAAGUCGAAGCAUCAUUUACAUCAAAAGGCCGAGUAUUUCUGAACUCCCAGAUUACAAGAACUGGAUGUGCGAUUUUUCAUUCGUCUCACUUGCAGGUCAUUUUCUAACAUCCACGCGAGCACCGACCACUAUCGAACCAAUAUAUAAAAUUACACGAAUCGUCUCAUUUCCCGAUAUUACAUAGUAAUUCGUUCUGGUUACUGAAGAUUUAUAUCAAAUCUAUGUGAAUUAUUAAUAAACAGCUCUACUUUGAACAUUAA